AGGUCGCUGUUGCAAUAUUUUACACAUUGGGUGUUUUGUAUGUAUUCUUUUAUUCUGCAUCUGCUUGCAUUAUCUAUUGUUUCAGACCUCAUUUAGAUUGCUAGCUCUACGGGCAGGGACCUCCUCCCUCCAGUGUAUCUUAACGUGUGCCACUAGAUGUUUGUGAUCCUGUGUAUUUUUACUUAUUUCACUGUUCGUUUUCCCAUGUCCCUUUUAUGAAUUCAUGGUGAAAUAUACUAUGCUGCACAGGCAAGUAGUGCCCUAUAAAUACAAAUAAACGUUUGUCCAUCAAGGUUUUACCUUCUAGUUCCUUAUGGCAGGGCAAUCCAUUUUAUACAGGAGCUGGCUUUAGCUCCAAUUAGUUCAAUUAUGCGCUGUUAAUAAAUUGCCUGCGUCUCCAGUUGAGGAUCACCCUAGGGGUGAACAUUUUUGUUGCAUUUUAAACGGACAAUACAUUGAAUUUGUGCCUAAUAAAAUUUGUAUUUGUGUACUUGUUUUUUUUUGGUUUUUUUUGCAAUUUCUCUCCUAAUUGUAAACAGGAUCCUUCCCCAGUGCCCUCCCUGCCAUGGGAAGAGCCCGUGAUUGGUACAUGGGUGUGCUGGGAAGCUGCGUGCGAUUUGGAAGUUCGCUGGCUCAGACCUUAGUCCCAGGGGAGCGCCACAAUCGCAUCUUCCUAUUGGCUAGCGAGGGAUCAGCUGCUCAGAUUUGCCUCUGUCGCUUUUGGCUGUCGGCCAUCCAGAAACAAACCAGUUGGAUGAGUGCUAAUAGUUAUAGGCAGAUGUACUAAUACACAACAAAUCACGGAACUGGAGAGGGAGAGCAAAUGAGUUCGUACUUUGUGAAUAGCACUUUCCCUGGGAGUCUGCCCAAUGGACAAGAGGCAUUUGUGGGGCAGAUCCCUCUCUACCCAUCUGGCUAUGAAGCUUUAAGGCAUUUUCCGGGCGCUUAUGGGUCACCUCCUGUGCAGGACAAGCCCUACACCUCACCCUGUUUCUACCAGCAGUCCAGCACCCUCAUUGCUUGCAAUGGAAGCUCUUAUGAGUAUGGGGCGUCCAGCUUCUACUCGGGCAAGGAGAGCACCGGCAGCCCGUCCUCCUAUGGGACUAAACACAGAGGGGAAUAUCUACACUUCUCUGCAGAUCAGCAGCAAUACAAGUCUACCAGUGGCCAGGGCAAGAUGCUACACGAGGAAACCAGCGACCGGAAGUACAGCAGCCCUGUCUAUCCCUGGAUGCAGAGAGUCAACUCUUGUACUGGUCCAGUGUAUGGUGCCCAAGGCAGAAGAGGGAGGCAGACUUACACCAGAUUCCAGACUUUGGAACUCGAGAAAGAAUUUCAUUUUAACAGAUACCUGACCAGGAGGAGAAGGAUUGAGAUUGCUAAUGCCCUUUGCCUCACGGAAAGACAGAUCAAAAUAUGGUUUCAAAACAGAAGGAUGAAAUGGAAAAAAGAAAGCAAGCUCCUGCUCCCAUCCCACCCCAGCGACGACCCCUCAGAAGACAAACAGGAGGAGAAAUGCACCACCUAAAGGCACGUGCCGGGCCUCCUUC
Molecule: messenger RNA, 1550 nt
Organism: Xenopus laevis (African clawed frog)
Lineage: Eukaryota; Metazoa; Chordata; Amphibia; Anura; Pipidae
Gene: hoxa6.S
Product: homeobox protein Hox-A6
Exons: 2
Coding region: 824-1528 (234 amino acids)
Source: RefSeq, a predicted model, not a curated record